AUGCAUUUCCUAAAGACUAUUUCAAUUCUCGCCGCUGGCCUAGUAGCAGUCGCCACUGCCUCUCCGCUCGCUCAGAGGGACAACCCCAACGACGGUAGCUACUGCGAGAGCUUUAGUGUGGGGAGAGGCACUAAUGCAUUCCAUCGACUGAACGGAUUCUUUGGGGCGUUAUGCAGCGGGCCUGGAAGGGAGCGUCACCCGACGGAUGUCAAACUUGACCAAUUUAUCACUCUUGGCAGUGAUUCCAAGAUGUAUUGGAAAUACUUGCCACAAGGCACUACAUUUACGGGGUAUUGUUCCGAUUGUAGUAUCGGGGGCGACUGGAAUCUUAAGUGUAGAUGCUCCACUAGUGGCUGGAUGGCUGCUAAUCAAGUCGAGAGUACGAUCAAUAUCUAUCGGAAAUCGUGGGAUGGCCCAGGAGUUUGGUAUAACAAGGAUCAGGGGGAACUUAAUGUCGCAGCACCCUAA
Venustampulla echinocandica is the source of this 468-nucleotide messenger RNA. RefSeq lists its product as uncharacterized. The record is from RefSeq and is a predicted model, not a curated record. Lineage: Eukaryota; Fungi; Ascomycota; Leotiomycetes; Helotiales; Pleuroascaceae. The transcript is spliced from 3 exons. The coding region runs from base 1 to 468 and encodes 155 amino acids.